AUGGCAACUGUGCGACACGCAAGACGCGAGGAUGCGAAGACUAUCCUAGACUUCAUCCAGGAGCUCGCCGAUUACGAGAAGGAAUCCGACUCCGUGCUGGCCACCGUUGAGACUCUGCAAAACACAAUCGCCUUUGCGCCGGCAGACGUCGUCAGCCCCCAGAACCACCUGCCCGUGACCGAGCCCAUCACAGCUACUCGGCCCGCACGAUGCCUGCUCCUCAUCGACGCACAAGGCAAGGCCGUAGGAAUGGCGCUUUAUUUCUACAACUAUAGUACAUGGCGGUCCAAGGCCGGCAUCUACCUGGAGGACCUCUAUGUUUCGCAGUCAGAGCGCAACAAGGGAUACGGCAAGAUCCUGCUGUCUGCGCUGGCCAAGGAGGUUCUUGCUAUGGGCGGUGGUCGUCUGGACUGGUCUGUUCUGAAAUGGAAUGAGCCCAGCAUCAAGUUCUAUGAGAUCAUUGGAGCCACCGCACAGAGCGAGUGGGUGGGAAUGCGUUUGGAUGGACCGGAGGCCUUGGGCAAGCUUGCUAAGCUUGCCUAA
Messenger RNA from Trichoderma gamsii, 543 nucleotides. RefSeq lists its product as hypothetical. Gene Ontology annotation, molecular function: N-acetyltransferase activity. Gene Ontology annotation, biological process: protein acetylation. Bases 1 to 543 code for a protein of 180 amino acids. Lineage: Eukaryota; Fungi; Ascomycota; Sordariomycetes; Hypocreales; Hypocreaceae. The transcript is spliced from 2 exons. The record is from RefSeq and is a predicted model, not a curated record.